UACCAUAUGAGUUGAUAAAAAUGGCUUGGUGCGGUGAAGCUGACUCUUUCGUGAGCCCUGUUGUGAAGUAUAUUCUUUUCUUCUUCAACUUCCUUUGUUGGCUGUUUGGAGGUGUCCUUAUAGGGGUUGGUAUUUGGGCAUACAUUGAAAAGCACAAAUAUUACCACAAAGAAAUACAGUCCGUGUACGAUCUCAUCUUUGAUCUUGCCAUCAUCUUCAUGGUCGUUGGAGCUGUUAUCUUUAUCCUGGGAUACGCAGGGUGUAUCGGUGCUCUCAGGGAAAACAUCUACCUCUUGAAGUUUUACUACUUUGCCAUGCUGUUAAUAUUUCUUGGGAUGGUAGUUUGUGCAGUAUUGGCAUUUGUAUUCCAAGACAAGUUCAGACAGAAGUUUACACUCCUGUUCAAAGAUAAUCUGAUCACUACGUACCAGGAUGACCCAGACAAACAGAGUACCAUAGACUGGCUACAGGAAGAGCUGGGUUGCUGUGGAGUGAACAAUUACAGAGACUGGAACAAGAACGAGUACUAUAACUGUACGAACAAUGGCAAGGCUAAUCCUAGCCCCCUAGCCUGUAGUGUUCCUCACUCCUGCUGUAAAGUACAAGAUGUUCUAACACCAGGAGUUCCAAAUAUAUUGUGUGGGAGUGGAGUCCUUAAAAGGGGGGGUGAUAUCUCUGUUAUAAAUACCAUUGGCUGUAUUGAUGCUGCUCUGGGUCUGGUGGAAACAGAGCUGCCUAUAAUUGGAGGAAUCACCAUUGGGAUCGCUAUCAUACAGGUAAUUAUCCAAGGGUUUAGAAGCUACAGGGAUCAAACUGUUGUGGAACCUUUUAGCCCAAAGCACAAUGUCAUAGUUGGCAGAAAUGGGUCAGGGAAAAGUAACUUUUUUUAUGCUAUCCAGUUUGUCUUGUCUGAUGAAUUCAGUCAUCUUAGACCAGAACAAAGGCAAGCUCUACUCCAUGAAGGAACAGGACCAAGGGUUAUUUCAGCCUUUGUGGAGAUUAUCUUUGACAAUUCAGAUAAUCGAAUACCAAUUGACAAAGAUGAAGUUGUACUCAGACGUGUCAUUGGAUCCAAGAAAGAUCAGUACUUUUUAGACAAGAAAAUGGUUACGAAGGGUGAUGUUAUGAAUUUGUUAGAGAGUGCUGGGUUUUCUCGAAGUAACCCAUACUAUAUUGUUAAGCAGGGAAAGAUUAAUCAAAUGGCAACAGCUCCUGAUUCUCAGAGAAUCAAACUUCUUAGAGAGGUGGCUGGAACAAAAGUGUAUGAUGAAAGGAAAGAAGAAAGUAAAGUAAUUCUAAGAGAAACUGAGGGUAAAAGAGAGAAGAUUAAUGAUCUGUUGAAGUAUAUAGAAGAAAGACUAGCAACGUUAGAAGAUGAGAAAGAGGAGCUUAAAGAAUAUCAGAAGUGGGACAAAAUGAGGAGAUCUUUAGAAUACACCAUUCAUGACCAUGAACUGAGGGACACAAGAAAAAAAUUAGAUGAGCUACAAGAUAAGAGAGAUAACAGUGGUGCUAUGACACAGAAGAUCCGUGACAAGCAGCAAUCUACUGUAGACAAAGUCAAGUCCAUAACAAGAGAACUCCGAGACCUGAAAACUAAGAUGCAGUCAGUGAUGGAAGAGAAAGAAACCUUGAACUCAGAAUACCAAGAAGUGACAAAGCGCAGGGCAAAACUGGAAUUAAUGAUCAAAGACAUUCAGGAUGAAUUAGAGGGAGACAAGAGCUCAAGGAGCAAGUUAGAAGAUGAGCUGAAAAAGAUCAAUGAGAAAAUCACAAAAACUCAGCAACAACUGGAAAACAAUUUGCCACUUUAUGAAGCUCAGAAACAAAGGGAAGAAAACUGCACCCAACAGUUAUCUUUAGCUGAACAGAGGCGGAAGGAAUUGUAUGCAAAACAAGGCAGAGGGAACCAGUUUACAUCCAGGGAUGAUCGAGACAAUUGGAUAAAGAAAGAGCUUAAAUCUCUUAAUAGGGCAAUCAGAGAUAAAGAAGAACAGAUAAAAAGGCUGAGAGAGGAUUUAGUCAAUGAUAGCAAAAGAGCUGAGCACCUUGGAACUCAAACUCUGGAAAUAAGCAGCAAAAUUGAACAGAACAAAGACAUCAUUGAACAGAACAACAGAAAUUUUAAUGAAAUGAAGAAACAGAGGGAUGCAUUACAAAAUGAAAGAAAUGCAUUAUGGAGACAAGAAACGCUACUACAGCAAGAACUACAAAGUGUUAGAGAAGAAUUGAGUAAGAAAGAACAGGGACUUAGGUCUAUGAUUGGCAAGGCUACUCUGAAUGGUAUAGACAGUGUACAAAAAGUGCUGGAUUCCUUUCGCGAGCAGGGUAAAUUUCAGGAGGUGGUGGACGGAUACUAUGGAACUCUGAUUGGUCAGUUGGACUGUGAAAAGACAUUCUUUACUUGCGUGGAAGUAACUGCUGGCAACAGAUUGUUUCAUCAUGUGGUGGAUUGUGACAAAACAGGCACAAAGAUCCUCACAGAAAUGAACCGCCUUCGAUUACCAGGGGAGGUUACUCUAAUGCCCCUCAAUAAAUUGGAUGCUAAGGAAACACAGUAUCCUGUUACUAAUGAUGCUAUUCCUAUGAUUAGUAAAAUCAAAUUUGAUCCUCGAUUUAACCGUGCAAUGAAUCAUGUUUUUGGAAAAACCUUAAUCUGUCGUAAUAUGGAGACUGCCACUCAAAUUGCCAGAACACAAAACCUUGACUGCAUAACGUUAGAAGGUGACCAAGUGAGCCGUCGUGGAGCUUUAACUGGGGGUUAUUAUGACAUGCGUAGAUCAAGACUUGAUCUCCAGAAAGGAAAAAUGGAGUAUGAACAGAAACUAGAAGUAAUGGAGAAAGAGUAUAAUGAACACAAACAAAAGCUAGAGGCAGUGGAAUCUAAGAUCAACAAUCUGGUCAGUGAGAUGCAGAAAAUGGAGACUAGGAACAGCAAAAACAAAGACACUUUUGACAAAAUGAGGGCAGAUUUACGACUCAUGACAGAAGAAAAGCAAGCAAUAGAAAAGUCCAUGUCAUCAAAGGAAACCAGCGUAGCCAGUCUGAAAGCUAGUUUAGAAACCAUGCAGGGUUCAGCAGCUUCAUUAAAUGAAGAGCUGGGAUCUGAUCUUUUGUCACAACUUAGUGUGGAGGAUCAAAGGGAGGUGGAUUAUCUCAAUGAUCAAAUCAAGAAUCUCACCCAGCAAAACAAAGAAGCUCUGACAGAGAGAAUUAGGUUGGAGGGUGAAAAGAACAAGUUGGAGAAUUUACUGCAUAAUAACCUGAUGAAGAAACGAGACAGGAUCAUGCACGACUUACAGGAAAUGUCUGUGGCUGACUAUCGUCAGAAGUUGGAGCAGUAUCAGACAGAACUGGACCAAGAGGAUGAGAAGCUGGCCAACUUUAAGGAGCAAAGCAAAAGUUUGGAUGGUCAGCUCGAAAAGAUGAACAAAGAACAGAAAGAAUUACAGACUAACCUAGAACACUGGAGGGCAAAAGAAAAAGAAUAUCAAGACCAAAUCUCUGAAGAUGCAAAAGAUUUGGAGAAGAUGACAAACAAACAGAGCCUGCUUUUGAAAAAGAAAGAUGAAUGCAUGAAGAAAAUAAGAGAAUUGGGAUCACUACCAAGUGAUGCAUUUGAAAAGUAUCAAAGCUUUAGUCUUAAACAGCUCUUCAAAAAACUAGAGAAUUGCAACCAAGAGCUGAAAAGAUACAGUCAUGUGAAUAAGAAAGCUUUAGAUCAGUUUGUAAACUUUUCUGACCAGAAAGAAAAGCUUAUCAAGAGGAAGGAGGAGUUAGAUAGUGCUCAUCAGUCUAUCUUAGAUCUGAUGAAUUCAUUAGACCAAAGAAAAUAUGAUGCCAUCCAACUAACAUUUAAACAGGUGUCCAAGUACUUCAGUGAGAUUUUCAGGAAGUUGGCUCCACAAGGCCAUGCUCAGCUUGUGAUGAAGAAAGGGGAUACUGACCAGAAUGAAGACGAAGAUUCACAGGACUCGAUUCCUCAGGUGGAGCAGUUUACAGGUGUGGGGAUAAAGGUUUCUUUCACUGGAAACAAGGCUGAAAUGAGAGACAUGCAGCAGCUAUCUGGAGGACAGAAGUCUUUGGUGGCCUUGACAUUGAUCUUUGCAAUCCAGAAAUGUGAUCCUGCCCCAUUUUACCUUUUUGAUGAAAUUGAUCAGGCUUUGGAUUCGAGUCACAGGAAAGCAGUCGCAGAUAUGAUCCAUGAAUUGGCUGGAAAUGCUCAGUUCAUUACAACAACAUUUAGACCAGAGUUACUAGAACAUGCAGACAAGUUUUAUGGUGUCAAGUUCAGGAAUAAGGUGUCUCAUAUAGAAUGUGUGAGUAAGGAGGAGGCAGAGGAUUUUGUGGAGGAUGAUACAACUCACGGCUGAUCUUGUCAAACAGACAGACACACUGACCGGCAGCUGACAUCGAGUGCAAUGUGCUCAUUUCUCAAUCCUACAUUUAGUGCAUUUCCACAAAGCCAAGCAUCAUAAUGUCGAAAACAGACAGAUUUGGGGCUAUGUGUAAAAUUGAAUGCAUUUUGCCAGUGUCAUAUUUCACAGGAUCAAAGGUUCAUGAACAUCUGGAUAUAAUGUAGAUAUAAACAUUAUUCGGUUUAACAUAUACUGUAGAUAGCAGCUGUGUUAAAUGUUGUGUCAAAUUUGUAAUGAGUUCUAUAUGAUCAUAAAAUUUUUAGCAUAUUUCAUUCUGUAUAUACAUGUAUUUUAAAGAAUAUUUUAAUGAUGAUAAAUUAUUAUCACGUACAGUUAAAAUGAUACAGAUUUAGAACUGAGUUAAA
This is a messenger RNA of Saccostrea echinata, 4783 nucleotides long. RefSeq names its product structural maintenance of chromosomes protein 3-like. The transcript has 37 exons. NCBI's taxonomy places the organism in Eukaryota, Metazoa, Mollusca, Bivalvia, Ostreida, Ostreidae. Gene Ontology annotation, molecular function: ATP hydrolysis activity; protein binding; cohesin loader activity. Gene Ontology annotation, biological process: mitotic sister chromatid cohesion. Gene Ontology annotation, cellular component: chromosome; membrane. The record is from RefSeq and is a predicted model, not a curated record. The coding region runs from base 21 to 4373 and encodes 1450 amino acids.